Molecule: messenger RNA, 850 nt
Organism: Erythranthe guttata (spotted monkey flower)
Lineage: Eukaryota; Viridiplantae; Streptophyta; Magnoliopsida; Lamiales; Phrymaceae
Product: large ribosomal subunit protein uL5
Biological process (GO): translation
Cellular component (GO): ribosome
Molecular function (GO): structural constituent of ribosome
Source: RefSeq, a predicted model, not a curated record
CUAUAUUAGUGCCUUCUCACUUCAUUUCUAGGGUUUCCUAACUGAUUAUCCCACAAACUAUCCCGCCGCCGCGCCUCCAUCUCCGACCACCGUAUCGCCAUGGCUGCAGAGAAGAAGUUAUCGAACCCCAUGAGGGAGAUCAAGGUUCAGAAGCUCGUUCUGAACAUCUCCGUCGGAGAAAGUGGUGAUCGUCUCACCAGAGCUGCUAAGGUGUUGGAACAACUCAGUGGACAAUCCCCUGUUUUCUCGAAGGCAAGAUACACUGUACGAUCUUUUGGUAUCAGGCGUAAUGAAAAAAUUGCUUGCUACGUCACGGUCAGAGGUGACAAGGCAAUGCAACUCCUCGAGAGUGGCUUGAAGGUCAAGGAGUACGAACUGUUGAGAAGGAAUUUCAGUGACACAGGCUGCUUUGGUUUCGGUAUUCAGGAGCACAUUGAUCUUGGAAUUAAGUAUGACCCAUCGACCGGUAUUUACGGUAUGGAUUUCUACGUUGUGUUGGAGCGACCCGGUUACCGUGUGGGUCGUCGUCGUAGGUGCAAGUCUCGUGUUGGAAUCCAGCACAGGGUAACCAAGGAUGAUGCGAUGAAGUGGUUCCAGGUGAAAUACGAAGGUGUUAUCCUCAACAAGGCCACCAACAUUGGAACUUAGGUUCAAAUCUUACCUUUAUGAACUAUUAUGUGGUUUUGUUCGUUUAUUGUCUCUUUUUUACCCAGAGUUUUUGUAGAAUUUUCGAACCUUAGACAAGUCUGUUUGCUUCCAUAUUUUAUAAUUUUAAUGAGACGAAUUUUGUUGUGUUUUUUGAUGUUAUUGGUGCUAGUAGUCACUUUAAAUGGUGUGUGCCAUUUUCUUA